This is a messenger RNA of Echinops telfairi (small Madagascar hedgehog), 1807 nucleotides long. It is a transcript of the gene CSRP1, whose product is annotated as cysteine and glycine rich protein 1. Gene Ontology annotation, cellular component: cytoplasm; Z disc; nucleus. Lineage: Eukaryota; Metazoa; Chordata; Mammalia; Afrosoricida; Tenrecidae. Gene Ontology annotation, biological process: muscle tissue development; sarcomere organization. The transcript has 6 exons. Bases 99 to 680 code for a protein of 193 amino acids. Gene Ontology annotation, molecular function: actinin binding; structural constituent of muscle. The record is from RefSeq and is a predicted model, not a curated record.
GACACGCCUUCCCGGAGCGGAACAAAACGGCGCAGAGGCCGGCGCACCCAGCCGCUGCUUCCGAGAGCCUCGCCCGCCCGCCCGAGCCCGCUGCCAGGAUGCCUAACUGGGGAGGAGGCAAGAAGUGUGGGGUGUGCCAGAAGACCGUCUACUUUGCCGAAGAGGUCCAGUGCGAAGGCAGCAGCUUCCACAAAUCCUGCUUCCUGUGCAUGGUCUGCAAGAAAAACCUGGACAGUACCACCGUGGCUGUGCACGGCGAGGAGAUCUACUGCAAGGCCUGCUACGGCAAGAAGUAUGGGCCCAAAGGCUACGGCUACGGCCAGGGCGCAGGCACGCUGAGCACUGACAAGGGGGAGUCGCUGGGCAUUAAGCAUGAGGAGGCCCCUGGCCACAGGCCCACCAGCAACCCCAACGCGUCCAAGUUUGCCCAGAAAAUUGGUGGUUCGGAGCGCUGUCCCCGCUGCAGUCAGGCUGUCUACGCUGCGGAGAAGGUGAUUGGCGCUGGGAAGUCCUGGCACAAGUCCUGCUUCCGGUGUGCCAAGUGUGGCAAGGGCCUCGAGUCAACCACUCUGGCGGACAAGGAUGGCGAGAUUUACUGCAAAGGAUGCUAUGCUAAAAACUUCGGGCCCAAGGGCUUUGGCUUUGGACAAGGAGCUGGGGCCUUGGUCCACUCUGAGUGAUGUCGCCGCUGCCUGCUGCCCCCUGCUGCCCACUCUGUGCUUUGCAUCUCCAUCCCUUGCCCAGCAGCCUGGGAGACCUCAGAUCCCUCAGACCCCUUCUCAGCCCUGACACAUAUCACUAAUGACUCAUACUUGGCCUUCUGGCUCCAGUUGGUUUGUGUGUCCACCUAAGGCCCCAGCACCACCAAGCGGCUCCCCCUGCCUGCCGGGGAUCUGAUGACAUCGCCUUCAGGAGGCCUUGAUGUUUCUGAGUCUAGUAGGACCUGGCCCUCUCCCCCUACCCUGUCUUAGCCUCAUAGGGUGAGUGUCCAUCAUCAACUGGCCAAGACCCCGAGCCACCAUCCUGGAGCCCAGAGGAGCAGCAGCAGCAGCAGACCCCGAGGGGGAGAAAAGUGCCCGGAGGGGGUGGGGGGUAGGAGCAGUAUAUGCUUGAGUGAAUUCCUGCAUGUCUCCGCUGUGGGAAAGAGGGUGGGCUCUUUCCCUCAAGCAGGCCUGGGAGUCCCAGCUCCGGGAGUCCUUAGAAAGAGGGAGAGAAGGUGCACACUGGGUCAUAGGCCAAGGAGCCACUGGCCUCCCCAGGCCCCUUGCCUUUGAGUCUGUGUGAAACUCACGGGGUCCUCCUUCAGGUUGGAGGAGACAACUAGGUUUGAGGUCCCCAAAGUCAGGACGUCACUUGACCCACCCCCUCCCAGGUAUCUAGUUUCAUUACACACUCGCCAUCAGGGGCCCACAUCGUGGGGUAGCUAGAGCUAACCCUAACCCUGGGGUGGGCAACUUCACUCCAACCCUCCACCACCCCGGCCAGCACCCUGUUCCACCCAGGCCUGCUUGUCACUCAGAUGGAGAGGGCAGCAGCCACAGCCUCACCCUUCUCUGAACAUCCCUUCCCUUGGCAUCUAGCCCUUGGAGGCCCUCCUGCCAACCAAGGACCUCACCCCUUCUACUUCACCUGCACCUGCCUUUGGCCAUAUCCCACCCCGAAUCCCUUCAGGCCCAGUUCGGAGCAGCAAGAGGAAGGUAUCAGGGCUGGGAACACCACUUUAAGGAGCUGGUGACUGAAAGGCUGUGGGCAGGGACAGUACUCAAGCUGCCUUCUCUUCUGGUCAAUAAAGCGAAGUAGAAAAGAA